Messenger RNA from Acanthoscelides obtectus, 231 nucleotides. NCBI's taxonomy places the organism in Eukaryota, Metazoa, Arthropoda, Insecta, Coleoptera, Chrysomelidae. The record is from the annotation of a GenBank genome assembly.
AUGGCCUUUCAUGAAUAUUCAAAAAAACAAAAAGUUGCACUUGGUGUUGCCAUUGGUUUGGUACUAUUCGAGGAAAAACAGGAAAAAAGAAAAUGGUCAAAGAAUUGUUUCCAUCUUCCGAGGAAGAAUGGCGCGGGGUUGCAAAGGAGUUCGAAUGUUUGUGGCAAUUUCCCAAUUGCGUGGGUGCGAUCGAUGGAAAACACAUACAAAUAAAAAAACCUAGAAACAGUG